Molecule: messenger RNA, 1584 nt
Organism: Onthophagus taurus
Lineage: Eukaryota; Metazoa; Arthropoda; Insecta; Coleoptera; Scarabaeidae
Product: clavesin-2-like
Cellular component (GO): membrane
Molecular function (GO): phosphatidylinositol bisphosphate binding
Source: RefSeq, a predicted model, not a curated record
UCUUAGCAACCGUUGUUAUGCAAAAAUGACUAACUUCUACCGCGAGUAAACAGGUCAACAAAGUUGUCAUUUAAUGACGUUUGAAGAAAAAAUCAUUCUGAGUGCAAAGAUUUUAUUUUGCGUUUGGGAUUGCAAAAGGAAACUGACUUAUCUUAACAUUCCUCAAUUUUUUUUUAGAGUCGAUUGAUAUUUGUAAACAAUACUAUCCUAACUUCUCCCAAUUUAAUUCGAGAAGAUUAAUUUAUUAGUCAGAUUGAUUUCUCUUUAUCUUAUUAUAUUUAUUUCUCAACUUUUUACCCUAUUCCUCUUCAUUCCAUUUAUUUUCAACAGAAACCUCAAUUAAUUCAAAGAAAUGAAAUAUUUAACAUAGUAACUAAAAUCCCCUAUAAAUCUUUUUAAUUCACGUUUGCACACAAUUUGUUUUCUUGCAGUAAAUUGAGGAUAAUUGGUUUAGACUUUAGAUAACGCGAUUACUUAAAUUGUUCAAACAUUAGUUGAACAGUAUUUAAAAUUCAUCGAAUGUUAAUGCGAUUUCGUCAAUAAAUGCUCAAUAAAAUCGAAUUAGACUUUUAUUCAAGUUUAGAAUCGCACUUUUUACCAUGUCUUCGCCUGUGAGUAAAGUAAACGAGGAAGAUUUAGAAAAAAUUGCGAUCGCGUUUAAGGACAAUCGCGAAAAAUUAAAUAAAUACGUCGAGUUGUUUAAGGAAUGGAUCAAAAGCGAAAAUCAUUUACCGCAAGAUCUUGAGGUGUGUUUUAUUGAGAAUUUUAUAAGGCUUUGUAAGUACGAUUUUGAAAAGGCUAAAUCGAAAUUUGAAUCUUAUAUAAUAACGAAACAUUCUCUGGAUCAUUUAAAACCGGAGUUUAAAAUCGAAAAGGAGCGUUUUGAGCGGGAUGAUAUUUCUAGAAUUUUUGUAAUCUCUCCGGAUUUAACUCCCGAUUUAAGCAGGAUUUUUUAUUUGUGGGGAACUCGAGAACAAAGCAAUUUCGAUUACAAAUCGAGACAAAAAUACGUUAUUGAUUUGGUUGAAUGGUUUCUUCAUUUGGGAUUAAACGUAGGAACUAGUUUCGUUUUUGUCCUUAAUUUCGAGUGUUUUACUUUUCAAUUGGCGACGAAAUUAGAUUUCGCAGUUGAAAGACGUUUUAUGAACUUAACAGUCAAUUGCCUUCCUGCUAUAAUUAAGCAAAUUCAUUGCAUUAACGUCCCAUCGGCUGCUAAAUCAUUCAUCGUUCUUCUUAAAUCGAUUUGUUCGGAGAAAAUACGAAAUAGGAUUAUUAUUCAUAAUGGUAUCGAUGAUUUAAAGAAAUUUAUUCCCAGUGAUGAUCUUCCGAUUGAAUUAAAUGGAACUUCGGGGAAAAGCGUCGAGGAUUGGGCGAAAAAUUGGGAACAUUUUUAUACACAAAACGGGGAGGUUCAGGAGAAAAUUAAAAAUUUACAUCUUUGCGGGGAAAUUCCGAAAAAUAAGGUUCAUUUGGAUUGUUCGGCUGGGUUCGGUGCGAAUGGAAGUUUUCGCCAGUUGCAAUUAGAUUAAAAGUUACAUAAAAUGAAUCUCUAAUAAAGUCUCAAAUGCUAAUGCCUCACUAGCA